Messenger RNA from Eimeria necatrix, 975 nucleotides. RefSeq names its product exportin, putative. NCBI's taxonomy places the organism in Eukaryota, Apicomplexa, Conoidasida, Eucoccidiorida, Eimeriidae. The record is from RefSeq and is a predicted model, not a curated record. Gene Ontology annotation, molecular function: nuclear export signal receptor activity. Gene Ontology annotation, biological process: protein export from nucleus; ribosomal small subunit export from nucleus; ribosomal large subunit export from nucleus. Bases 1 to 975 code for a protein of 324 amino acids. The transcript has 7 exons. Gene Ontology annotation, cellular component: cytoplasm; nucleus.
AUGAUGGAGAUAUACGGGGUGUAUGGACAGCGCAUUUUGCAAGAAGUGGCCGCAGGAGGGCCCGGAAGAGUUCGGCAUUCAGAAAUAAAAAACUUAAUUAUUUUUAAAAGAGAAACUUUGCAUUUGUUGGAAGUUUUCACGACAGAAACCAUCAAAGAUCCUGCUGCUGCUGCAGCAGCAGCAGCAGGACCUGCUGCUGCUGCUGCUGCUGCCAGGAAGCAGCUCGUCACGGACAUGCUCGGACAGGGUUUGUGGGACUGCAGGAACAACACCCCAGACACGAGGGACUACGAAGUGCUCACGCUUAUUUCUGUUCUCAUGUCCCGCCUGGAUACCCACAUCACUUCGGUCUUGCCGGUGAUAUUUGACUACAUUUUUGACUGCACCCUUCAAAUGAUAAAGUCGGACUUCCAGAGCUACCCAGACCACCGCGAGCGCUUCUACGCGCUGCUCAAGGCAGCCAACCAACAUUGUUUUUCGGGUUUAUUUUCUUUGCCGUCCACUCAAUUAAAGGCUUUUGUGGAAUCUUUAGUUUGGGCGUUCAAGCACGAGCACCCGUCGCUGGCGGAGGAGGGUUUGCAGGUGACGCACGAGUUCCUGCAGCGGCUGAUCGAGGGAAAGCGCGAGGUCCUGAACGACUUCUGCUGCAACUACUACUUCAGUUUGAUGAAAGAAAUACUUUUAGUUCUCACAGAUCGUCUUCACCGCUCCGGAUUUAAAUACCAAACCCUCAUCUUCAUGUCUCUUCUCCGAAUUGUUGCAUUUAGACUCGUCGAAAACGAGCAGCAGGGACUCACCCAGGAAAACGUCACGAAGAGCCUGAUAGACUUGCUGUGCCGCAGCUUCCAAACCCUAAACCCUAAACAAGUGGAAGCUUUUGUUUUGGACCUUUUCAACUUUUGCGUCGACUCAAACCCUAGCCGUUUCCAGGAGCACAUGAGGGACUUCCUCAUCUCCCUCAAGGUCCAAAACUAG